GUUCUACGAGUGUGAACGAGGUCAAGUAGGUCACAAAGUCAAAACCGUAAAGACAAUCAAGUUGGUCAAGAUGGUAAGAAAGGUAAAGAACCAAAACAAAUUAAGUAUGUUCAUGAAGCUCAAGACAGUAAACAAUGUCCAGAAAAUAACAAAAGUUAAUACGUUCAUGGCGAGUAUGUAUGAAAGGCGCUGAAAGACGAAAGCGGUCAAAAAAGGGGACGAUUGAGACAGGAGGAGUGCUGAGGGGGUGUGGCCUAUGUCAUUUUGGUCAAUAAGAGCCCCGGCGGCCUCCUCGACUUUCCUCGUCGUCACGUCUUUGUGUUGUCCGCGCGUCUUUUUAAUCGAAGCGAAUGAGUUUCAACGUCUUUCACUGUCACCUGGCUUGUGUUUUUCUCCCGCUUUCGCCGUCUACUAAAAUGUUUUGACUUUUCCUCUUGUUUUGGCGGGAACGCGAGGGCGACUCAACACAACAUUUUGUCGACGAGAACGAGCGUGCCGUUUUGAUUGUUUCUCCUCGUGUCAAAACGCUUUCAUUCGCUCGCCGCCGUUUCUGUCGGAGGCGCUUAGGGAAAUGCAAUUAUGCGCUCUUGUGCUGAAUGUGUUUUUGCUCAACUUUGAAUUUGUCGUUUUUGUUGUUCUGACUGCAUUUUUGACCAGGCAUGUUGAAGUGUGCUCAUUUGCACUUCCUCUGGCUCGUCUUUGAAUUUCUCCCAGUCAGGUGGUUGUCGUGUAACGUGUGAGGUUUGAAUGAAUACUAUUAUCAACUUACUUGGAACCAAUUUUUGCCUCAAGGCGUAUGCUUUUUUUUUUUGACAGCUAUUUCGACCACUGUUCGUGAGUUUUGAGGCUGUUUUAAGCCAACAGAAUGUACAUUAUUUUCAGUGUCUUUUAGUCUCAACAAAAACAGGCUUUGACCACAAUUUCUGACUGUUUUCAGUGCAUUUGGAAGUUUUGACUUGGCUGUGUCUUUUUGGCCAAACAAAAUUUGAUUUUGAAUGUUUUUAUGUGCUUUUUAACACAAUUUUGAGCAUCUUAUUUUGUUUUGAUUUAAUGCCUUUUGGAUAUGCAAAUUCGCUUUUAAUGUGUUUUAGUUUUUUAAUGCUAAACGCUUUGGGGGGGGUUGCAUUUUUUUUUUUUUUUUUUUUUUUGUGCGUUAUGACCAAGUUUUGAGAUGUUGACCUUUGCUUGUUGCUCGCCAUCUAUCUUGAAACUUUUCCCGGUCAGCCAAUGGCACUUUUGUAGUGUGACAUGUAAAUUGCAACACUGUCAGUUGAACUUUUUUAGAGAUUUUUAGUCUCACCGCAAAUGCGAUUUCAGCGCAACUUUUGAACAUUUUCGAUGCGUUUUGACUCGCGUUAUUGUGUCCCGUGAACUUUGCGUCUGUAUUAUCACCAUUCUGACUACUCCUGCUUUCCUAUCAUGUUUGAGUUUAAACGCUAAUAAGACACAUUUAACGCAACUUUUGAACGUUUUAGUUAUUUGAGCGGGCGUGUUGACUUUUGCUCAUUUGCGCCUCCUCUGGCUCCUCUCUGAACUUUUUGCGGUCAGUCAAUGACGCGUUUCUAGCCAAUAAUAUCAAUCAAUACUGCAGUUGCUUCUCGCUCACCAACUAUUCAUUGAAGGAGUGUUGGCGAUGGAGAACGCGUCGUGGUCGUCGCCGGCGGUGUUGGAGCUGGACGGCCUGAGCGGCUUGAGUUCCCAUCAGCGGCGCAUUUACUUUGCGCUGGCGCUGGCGUCAUACACGCUGACGCUGCUGGUGAACGUGAUGCUGAUGGUGACGGUAGCGGCGGAGAAGACGCUGCACCGCCCCAUCUACGUGCUGGUGUGCAACCUGUGCGCCAACGGCGUGCUGGGGGCGUCGUGCUUCUACCCCAAAAUGCUUCACGACUUGCUGGCCGAGGCGCACGUGGUGUCGUACGUCGGCUGCCUGGCGCAGAUCCUGGUGCUCUACUGGUACGUCUUCGGCGAGUUCGCCAGCCUGACCGUGAUGGCCUACGACCGCUACGUGGCUAUAUGUCGCCCGCUGGCCUACGGCGCCAUUAUGACCACGCAAAAGGUUUGUGCGCAAGGACCUUUCAUUGGUUACGGUGACAUUGAUGUUUGGCGGCUGUUGCUGCUGGCGUGGGUGUUGCCACUGCUGGAGACGAUGGCGGGCGCGGCUCUGACGGCGCGCCUGCCGCUGUGCGGUCGGCGGAUCCGCCGGCUCUUCUGCACCAACUGGGCGCUGGUCAAGCUGUCGUGCGCCAACACCAUCGUCAACAACGUCUACGGCUUUGCGCUGAUGUUCCUGCACGUGGCGCAGGCCGUCCUCAUCGGCGUCUCGUACGGCCACCUGGUGCGGGCGUCGCUGCAUUCCCGUCGCAACCGCCGGCGCUUUGUGCAGACGUGCCUGCCGCAUGUGCUGACACUGAGCUUGUUCACCGGCUCGCUGCUCUUUGACGUUCUGUUCGAGCGAUACGGCGGCGGCCGGUUGGGGGCGGUGCACCACGCGCUGGCUGUGUUGUUCAUGGUGGCACCGCCCCUCCUCAAUCCGCUCAUUUACGGCUUCAACCUGCAUUGCAGCGGCCACCCUACCCCGACGAUGACAUCUAACGUGACGUAUUCCUAUUUCAUCCUAUCUUUCUACGACGACCUGGGCUCCGCCAAGUACGCGGCUUUCGGCGCCACCGCGUUGGCGUACGCGGCGGUCGUGGCGUCCAACGCGUCUCUGGUGGCGCUGAUCUACCGGGACGGCGACCUCCGCGCCCGCCCCAUGUUCGUCCUGGCGGCGUCCCUGUUCGCCAACCAGCUGCUGGGCUCCACCGCGCUACUCCCGUCCCUGGCGGCGCACACGCUAAGCUCCUCUCACGCCGUGUCGCCUGCCACGUGCUUCUUGCAGAUCUUCGCCAUGUACUUGUACGCGCGCGUGGAGUUCUGCACGCUGGCCGUCAUGUCGUACGACCGCUACGUGGCCAUCUGUCGGCCGCUGAACUACGACGCUCUGGUGUCCCCGCGACGGGCGCUGCUGGCCGUGUUGCUUCUGUGGGUGUACUCGAUGGCGUGGGUCGCCUCCGCGGUGGCGGCCAACGCCCGCCGGCCGCUCUGCGGAAACGUCAUCCCCUCCCUGUAUUGCCACAAUUACCUGGUGGCCCGGCUGCUGUGCGGCGACUCGCGCGCCAUCGACGUCUACGGCUUGGUGGCCACGGCGGCGUCGGUGGUGGUGCCGCUGCUGCCCGUGCUCUACUCGUACGCCAGCAUCCUGCGCGUGGUGUUCUCGGGCCACCGGAAGGCCCUGCGCAAAGCGCUGGAGACGUGCGCGCCUCAUCUGGCCUCGCUGGUCCACUUCAGCUUCGGGUGCACUUUCCAGGUGGUGCACACGCGCUUCGACGUCAGCGCCCUGCCGCGAGCCCUGCAGAACUUCCUGUCGCUCUACUUUUUGCUCGUGCAGCCUGUCGUGGACCCGCUGGUGUACGCGGCCCACGUGACGCAAAUACGGCAAAUGUGCAAGAAAGUGCUUUGCGGCCAACGGCGGGACGACGGGCCGGCGAAAAUCGCAGAAAUGAGGAAGCGUGAAAGGGCAAACGGGAACAAGGACAUGCCAGCAUGUGAUGGAAAUAAACCGCAAAUGGUUUGCAAUAUCAAACAAUAAAAAUGACACAAAUCAACAGCUGUCACGUGUUUACCCAUUAACAUCUUUUUUUUUCUUUGUUCGUCUCUCUGACGCCAACGACGCCCUGAAAAGAAAUCAAAACAGGUCAAAACAAAUCUGCCUGACUGUCCUAAAAAUGUAUUUAACCGCACAGUUAACGCCUUACACUGUAAAAAAAAA
This is a messenger RNA of Hippocampus comes (tiger tail seahorse), 3808 nucleotides long. RefSeq lists its product as uncharacterized. The coding region runs from base 1634 to 3628 and encodes 664 amino acids. Gene Ontology annotation, cellular component: membrane. NCBI's taxonomy places the organism in Eukaryota, Metazoa, Chordata, Actinopteri, Syngnathiformes, Syngnathidae. The transcript has 3 exons. Gene Ontology annotation, biological process: G protein-coupled receptor signaling pathway; detection of chemical stimulus involved in sensory perception of smell. Gene Ontology annotation, molecular function: olfactory receptor activity; G protein-coupled receptor activity; odorant binding. The record is from RefSeq and is a predicted model, not a curated record.